Molecule: messenger RNA, 2783 nt
Organism: Photinus pyralis (common eastern firefly)
Lineage: Eukaryota; Metazoa; Arthropoda; Insecta; Coleoptera; Lampyridae
Gene: Dp
Product: transcription factor Dp-1
Exons: 9
Coding region: 343-1761 (472 amino acids)
Biological process (GO): regulation of cell cycle; regulation of transcription by RNA polymerase II
Cellular component (GO): transcription regulator complex; nucleus
Molecular function (GO): DNA-binding transcription factor activity, RNA polymerase II-specific; RNA polymerase II transcription regulatory region sequence-specific DNA binding
Source: RefSeq, a predicted model, not a curated record
GGAGCGAAGGCUUUGUGCCCGCCGCCAAGCUGAACCCAGAUGUAUGUGCACGAAAUAGCACGUCUUUAACGAGGUCCUUACGGUUUUUGUAUAAAUCGAGAAAUCAAAUAAUAAUUGUAUGUGAUAGCAGGAUCGAAGUCGUUUACUACUAAUAAGUUUGGUAAAAAAUAGGUGUCGGUUAGUUUGAAUUUUUUGCGGCAAAAUGUUAUCCUGUUGGAGUCGCCAUUUUGGUGAGACCUCUGCCUUCUCCGGAGCUCGUUGUUAACGAAAUAUCGAAAAUCCUAUUUUCCUCGAGGCUUUACGCGUUUAGGAUUCGUUCGUCGGACACUUGGAGCAUUAACGAUGACGGACCAGAAUAAUGCGACGAACUUUGUGAUCCAGGACGUUAACGGGCAAAUGAUAAAGCUGGUUCAGGCCGGAGGAAGACCCUUAAAUGGAAUUGUGGCAUCCGCAAUAUCCGGACAAACUUUAAAGAUAUUAAAGUCGGCACAGACGGACCAGGACAGUUCUCAGGGUAUUAGUACAGGAUCUCAAGUGUUGAAAUUGGGUCCAAAUUCAAAAAUGAUAAAGCCAGUUUCGUUGAAUUCAUUCCGUUACGCUCGCGGAUGCGAGGGAAGUUAUCUACAAAAAAUGAUACGAAUAGCUCCGGCGCAAAUGCAAAACAUUAAAUUAGUCAGUUCGACUUCGCCAAAAGUUCAAAGUAUUCCCGCGCCGCCUGCGACGCCGACGAUGCAACCGAUUUCGCCGGUCCCGUCGCAACCGAAAACGUAUAUAUCGCCGCCGAUCCUCGAUCACACCGGAGCGAGGAAACGUCAGGAUAUCGUCGACACGGAAUGCGCACCUGAGUACAAACGCCGAAAAACCGAAAAGGUCGGCAAGGGUCUGAGGCACUUUUCGAUGAAGGUGUGCGAGAAGGUGCGAAAAAAAGGUACCACGUCGUACAACGAGGUCGCCGACGAACUCGUGGGCGAAUUUACGAACACGUUAAACAACACCGUCACCGAUCAGCAGUACGAUCAAAAAAACAUCAGGAGGAGGGUCUACGACGCUCUAAACGUGCUGAUGGCGAUGAACAUAAUUUCCAAAGAGAAAAAGGAGAUACGCUGGUUAGGUCUUCCGACAAAUUCUCUUCAGGAGUGUAUACAACUGGAAAGGGAGAAGCAGAAGAGGAUUCAAACGAUUAAGGACAAGACGAGAAAGCUGCACGAUUUAAUACUAAAUCAGAUCGCUUUCAAAAAUCUAGCUAUGCGCAAUAAACAGGUCGAACAAGAACAGGGACCUCCGAUUCUUAAUUCCUAUAUUGAAAUGCCUUUUAUUGUUAUUAAUACAAAUAAGAAGACUGUUAUUGACUGUAGUAUUUCUAACGAUAAAUUGGAGUACAUGUUUCAGUUUAACGAUAAAUUUGAAAUACACGACGACGUUUUCGUUCUGAAAGAGAUUGGAAUGCUAAUGGGGCUCGAUAAAGGCGAAUGUACGCCCGAAGAUUUAGAAAAAAUUAAAUCGCUCGUUCCUAAAGCGCUUGAAGAUUAUGUUAUUCAGUUGGCCCACAAAUCGGCCGAUCAAAUUGAAGAAAUCCUCGAGUCGGCCGGUCCCGGCCCCAGUACGGUCUCGUACUUGUCGGCGGAAGAUUGCGUCGAGGCGCAACUCGACGAGGAAAACUCGCUGCAAUCGUCGAGCUUCGAUCCGCUAUCGCCCGCCGGUCAGGACUUUACGGACGACGAGGCCGAGUCGGAUAUGUCGAGCGAUACGGAAACGAAUUAGUUGUACGGAACGUUCGCAGAGAAGAGGAACGAUUGUCGGGGCAAAAAGACGUUUUUUUCGUUUCAAACUAGUGGUUAUAUACAAUCCCAAACCGAACGAAGUCCAUAUCAAUGCUAAGGGUCUGAGUUUCGUUUUUAUGUUAAUCUCACUCAGUUCUUUCAGUAGUUGUUGAUUAUAAGAUUUUAAUGUAGAUUUUUAUUUAAGUCUAAUGUAAAUAGAAGCAGCGAAAACGUCUGGAUUUGAUCUUACGAGAGAUCAGACUGAACCAGAUUUUUCCCCCCCACGUAGUUACACGCUUGGCAUCUGAAUUGGUGUUUUUCAAUUGUCUCUGCCACAAUUUCUUCAAAACAUUUACAGUUUUUGCUUUAUUUACUUCCGUUUUACUUGUUCGUUUUGAAACUUUGAAGAAAUAAAGUGAUAUCUGCAAGUGCUUAAAUGAGAAAAUUUUUAGAAAUGGUCGAUUUUUGUAGUGGACCAAUAUUUUAACUAGAUUUUUAUUCAUUCUUUCGAGUUAGUGGUGAUUUUUCAUGAUUUGUAAAAAUGUACAUAAAUGCCCUUUAUCUUAAGUGGAAUUUAAAAAGUAUUUGUCAAUAAUCAUUAUAUUUUUAUGUAAUUAUUUUGUAUAUACGAUUAAUUGUAUAAGAGUAGUAAAUCUGUAGAGAAAUUUCGAUAAUUUGCUUUUCCCGUUUCAGUGUAUUAUUUUCUUCUUCGGCACAAAUUAGAUAUCGAUGUAAAAUGUCCAAAUGCAAUAAUUUGUAAGUUAUAAAAUAUAAUUUUUUAUCGACGUACAUUAACAUUGUACAGUUAUAAUGCCAUUUUAAGUAGCGUAGUAUUUAAUUUUGACAAAAGUAGUACAACCAAACUAAAGAGGAAAAUUAAAGCAGCCUGUGAUUAUAAACAAAACAAAACUACAUUUUGGUACCUUCACAAUUUUUGGUAAAACAUUAAAUUGAGUUAAUAAAUUAUCUAAAGCGAUUAUUGUAGUUUAUUGAAGAUCUUCGUCGUCGUACAAAUCGUCAAAA